This is a messenger RNA of Fraxinus pennsylvanica, 2088 nucleotides long. The record is from the annotation of a GenBank genome assembly. Lineage: Eukaryota; Viridiplantae; Streptophyta; Magnoliopsida; Lamiales; Oleaceae.
AUGUCUUCUGGUAGUGUGAACGAUACUCAAUCCCACCUCAUAUGUAGAUUAGGUGUGUAUAUGAAGCUACAAGCAUCACACAUUGAAAAGAAUCCUAAUCGUAAUUUCGGAGAUGUCAUAGUGAAGUUUCUUAGAAUUUUCUUGGAAGAUACAGCUCAUUACAUAUCUGACAUCUUCCUUAAACUAUUCGUUUACCAAAAGAGCCAUUGUCGUAAGUCAAAAGCAUCGCGUUCUGUCUCUACAUUUAUAUAUGUGUAUAAUCAUUCUCGUAAGUCCUGGGAUUCUGUCCAGUUCAGAGCCAUGGGAACUCAAGCAUUCACCCCAGACUACUCAAACGAAGUUGAUGAACGAGAUGCACGAGAGAAAGCAAUAGAUGAAUGGUUGCCAAUAACUUCUUCUAGGGAUGCAAAAUGGUGGUACUCAGCUUUCCACAACGUUACAGCAAUAGUUGGAGCUGGAGUUCUCGGUUUCCCUUAUGUCAUGGCUCAACUAGGAUGGGGCCCUGGAGUGGGUUCACUAGUAAUAUCUUGGAUUAUCACUUUAUACACUCUAUGGCAAAUGGUUGAGAAGCAUGAAAUAAUUCCUGGGAAACGUUUCGACAGAUACCAUGAACUCGGACAACAUGCAUUCGGUGAAAAACUUGGUCUUUACAUUGUAAUACCUCAACAACUAAUGGUUGAAGCUGGUAUAGACAUAGUUUACAUGGUUACAGGAGGGGAAUGUUUGCAGAGGUUUCAUGAUUUAGUAUGCAAAGAUUGCAAGAAGAUUAAGCUAACCUAUUUUAUCAUGAUCUUCGCCUCUGUUCAAUUCGUGUUGUGUCAGCUUCCGAACUUCAAUGCCAUCUAUGGAGUGUCUUUGGUUGCAGCUGUCAUGUCCUUGAGUUACUCAACUAUUGCUUGGGGGGCAUCACUCAACGAGGGUGUACAACCAGACGUGCAAUACGGCUAUAACGCCACAACCACAGCAGGAAUUUUUUUCAACUUCUUCAAUUCCUUGGGUAGUGUUGCAUUUGCUUAUGCUGGUCAUAAUGUGGUCAUGGAGAUUCAAGCUACAAUGCCUUCUACACCAGAGAAGCCAUCUAAGGGACCUAUGUGGAGAGGCGUCAUUGCUGCUUACGUAGCCAUUGCAUUCUGCUACUUCCCUGUCGCUCUUAUUGGGUAUUGGAUUUUUGGGAAUAAGGUCGACGAAAACAUUUUUAGGUCCUUAGAAAAGCCUGUGUGGUUAAUUGCCAUGGCUAACCUGUUUGUUGUCGUUCAUCUCAUUGGGGGCUAUCAGAUCUAUGCAAUGCCAGUUUUUGAUAUGAUAGAAUAUGCACUCGUAAAAAUACUAAAAUUCAAGCCUAGUUGGAUGUUGCGAAUUGUUUCAAGGAAUAUUUACGUUGCAUUUACUAUGGUUGUUGGAAUUACCAUCCCUUUCUUCAAUGGUCUUCUCGGGUUUUUUGGUGGAUUUGCUUUUGCGUCAACUACAUACUUUCUUCCUUGUAUCAUUUGGCUAGCUAUCUACAAACCAAGGAAAUUCAGUCUAUCUUGGUUUACUAACUGGAUUUGCAUUGUUCUUGGAGUUAUUUUGAUGAUUGUCGCAUCUAUUGGAGGAUUAAGGCAGAUUAUUGUCCAAGCAAAGGGUAUAAUCUCUUGUGCAAUUCGAGAAAAAAAAGAUCAUAAUAUAUUCAUAUAUCGUGAGGCUACCCUUCUGUUUCAACAACUCAUAGGCGUCGCAUUUGUCUCUAGCUUGUUGAUCUUAAAGGGGCACCACACUGCCAACAGUGAUCUCUCCAAGAUUACUUCCUUCAAUUCUCAGACAGUGGCAAAUUUCUACCCGACUGCAAUGGUGAAAGCCUUCACAAAUGUUCAACUGAAUACAAAAGCACUUGUUAUUGACAGAAGAGAGCACUACACGUGGUCAGAUGAAAUGAGCCGAGCAGUUGCCCUUGACACUCUGGCGUCUAAUGUUGAUUUCCAUGCAUUCUCUCAGUCUUACCAUGCAAAUGCCUGUCUGAAGUCCAUAUUGCUAAUAACACCCCUGAUUUUCCUACUAGCAAUUGCUCUGUACAAAAUCUCACUGUUUGAUUCUUGUCCAAAUUCCAUAUGA